Messenger RNA from Capsella rubella, 1016 nucleotides. RefSeq names its product ethylene-responsive transcription factor ERF012. Gene Ontology annotation, molecular function: DNA-binding transcription factor activity; DNA binding. Bases 102 to 803 code for a protein of 233 amino acids. Gene Ontology annotation, biological process: regulation of DNA-templated transcription. The transcript has a single exon. Lineage: Eukaryota; Viridiplantae; Streptophyta; Magnoliopsida; Brassicales; Brassicaceae. The record is from RefSeq and is a predicted model, not a curated record.
UACCCACCAGAAACAAGAAGAACAAAAACUCAACGAGCAAUCUCUUACACUUUAUCAAUAUAUAUAUACUACUACCACAUUGUGCAACCGACAUUUACACCAUGGUGAAACAAGAACGCAAGAUCCAAAGCGACACGAAGAAGGAAAUGUCUUUGUCUUCAUCACAGUCUCAUUCUUCAUCUUCAUCUUCUUGUUCGUCUUCGUCUUCUUGUAAGAACAAGAAGAAUAAGAUUAAGAAGUACAAAGGAGUGAGGAUGAGAAGUUGGGGGUCAUGGGUAUCUGAAAUCAGGGCACCAAAUCAGAAGACAAGGAUUUGGUUAGGUUCUUACUCAACAGCUGAAGCAGCUGCUAGGGCUUACGAUGUUGCACUCUUGUGUCUCAAAGGCCCUCAAGCCAAUCUUAACUUCCCUACCUCUUCUUCUCAUCAUCUUCUUGACGAUAUCUUAGAUGAAAAGACACUUAUGUCCCCCAAAUCCAUCCAAAGAGUCGCCGCUCAAGCUGCCAACUCAUUUGACCUUGUCGCCCCUUCUUCUUCAUCAGCCGCCUCGUCACCGUCCCAUCAUGAUCAUGAUGAUAAUGAUAAUGAUAAUGAUGAUGACGGGAUGCAAACUUUGCUAGGAUCUUUCGUGCAAGAUCAUGUGUCUUUGAUGGAUCCUUCAUCAUCAUGGUACGAUGAUCAUAAUGGAAUGUUCUUUUUCGAUGAUGGAGCUCCUUUUGAUUACUCUCCUCAACUUAACUCGACGACGAUGCUUGAUGAAUACUUGUACGAAGAUGGUGACAUUCCACUUUGGAGCUUCAGUUGAUGAUCCGACGGUUCACAGAAUACAUACUUUAAUUAGUUUUAUAUACAUACAUAUAUAUAUUUCUAUCAUUUUUUCAAUUCUUUUUAUACUAAAUGUUAAUUAACUUACCAUCCUCGUAACUAUUCUUUCCCAAGUUGUUGUUUGUUACUUGGAGAGAAUUGACGACGGAUACGAAUAUAAUACAUUAAAUAAUGCAAUUGGUUUUCAUAUGUA